AUGCGCCCGCUGCCCGGGGGCCGGCCGCAGGUUGUGCUGCGCAAGCUGUUUGAGCGGCUGGGCGUGACCUUCAUCAAGCUGGGCCAGCUUAUUGCCAGCGCGCCCUCUCUGUUCCCGGAGGAGUACGUGGAGGAGUUCCAGGGCUGCCUGGACCGCGCAGACCCCGUGCCCUACGCCACCGUGCGCGCCAUCCUUGCGGCAGACCUGGGGGCGCCCAUUGAGAGCGUGUUCUCGUCAGUGGACGAGAGGCCCCUGGCCAGCGCCAGCAUAGCGCAGGUUCAUGCUGCGGUGCUGGCUGGCAGUGGCAAAGAGGUGGUGAUCAAGGUGGUCAAGCCAGGGACGGCUGACAUCAUCACGGCAGACCUCAACGCAGUGUACCUGGCGACGCGUCUGCUGGAGUUUAUCCAGCCCGAGCUGCAGCGGCUGAGCCUGGCGCCCAUCCUGGCGCAGCUGCGGGCCUCCAUGGCAGACGAGACGGACCUGCUCAAGGAGCUGGCGCACCUCACAACGUUCUCAGACUUCCUGGACAAGAGGGGACUGCGCGGCGUGGCCACCUGCCCCUACGCGUACAGGCAGUACAGCAGCAAGCGCGUGCUGGUGCUGGAGCGGCUGCGGGGUGUGCCCCUGACCGAUCUGGACGCCAUUCGCCGCGUCACCAGCAGGGACCCCGAGACGGUGCUCAUAACGGCGCUCAACGUGUGGGGGGCCAGCGUGCUGGAUGCUGAGACCUUCCACGCCGACGUGCACGCAGGAAACCUACUGGUGUUGCCUGAUGGGCGUGUGGGCUUCAUCGACUUUGGCAUUGUUGGCCGCAUCUCAGAGGGCACAUGGCGGGGUCUGGAGGCGCUGCUGGUGGCGGUGGGCACUCAGGACUACGCCACCAUGGCGCGCGCCCUGGGCGCCAUGGGGGCCACGGGCCCUGACGUGGACUAUGACGCUUUUGCCCGCGACCUGGCGGAUUUCUUUGGGGGCCUGGACCAGCUGCAGGGCAGCCUGGUGGUGGCGGCGGCGCCUGCUGGCUCCGGGGGCGUGGGUGGCGUGGGGGCUGCGCUGGAGGUGGACCAGGCGGCGGUCAACAGGCUGGCCCUGGAGCUCGUCAGGGUCGCAGAGAGCCACGGCGUCAGGGUCCCGCCCGACUUUUCGCUGCUGCUGAAGCAGAGCCUCUACUUUGACCGCUACGUGAGGGCCCUGGCACCAGGGCUGCAGGUGCUGUCCGACGACAGGGUGCAGUGGAGGGGCGGUGGCGGGGGCGGCGGCGGUGGCGGCAGCGACGCGUUUGUCACCGUGGCUGGUGGCGGCUCUGCUGUGUCUUUCGUGCAGUAA
This is a messenger RNA of Monoraphidium neglectum, 1323 nucleotides long. Its product is annotated as putative aarF domain-containing protein kinase. Lineage: Eukaryota; Viridiplantae; Chlorophyta; Chlorophyceae; Sphaeropleales; Selenastraceae. Gene Ontology annotation, biological process: protein phosphorylation. The transcript is spliced from 7 exons. Gene Ontology annotation, molecular function: ATP binding; protein kinase activity. The coding region runs from base 1 to 1323 and encodes 440 amino acids. The record is from RefSeq and is a predicted model, not a curated record.